Messenger RNA from Chara braunii, 1455 nucleotides. NCBI's taxonomy places the organism in Eukaryota, Viridiplantae, Streptophyta, Charophyceae, Charales, Characeae. The record is from the annotation of a GenBank genome assembly.
UUGCGAUCAGGUGCAUAAAUCACCGGCCGUAAUACGGUCAGGUACAUUUAAGAAAGUGGUAGUGUCAGCAUGGCCUUAUCCAAAAAAACGAUUCGCAGUUUGUUCCAAACUUCAACGACGCUGGACUAGAGAUGAUGAUGGCCGGAUUGGUCGUCAGUCGAAGUAUGCCACGUCGUUUCAUAAGAAACGGCUAUGGCGGCCGGGAGGGAGGGAGCGAUGGCGUGUGGAUUGGCUGCUGGGAGCAGCACCAUCGCCGCCGUAACUGCGGCGAUCACUCAGCGGAUGCCACGUGGAAGUCAGGCAGCCACUGCUGUCUCCUCCUUCGCCCCUACUACGGCCAUUGCUCAGCGAAUGCCACGUAGCGGUAAGUCAUCGAAUUGUGUCUCCUCCUCCAGUUCCCGAGAAGCGCCGAGCCGCAGGAACCAUAGCCAUAGCCACAGCCACAGCCACAGUCAUAGCCAUAGCCAUAGCCAUAGCCAUAGCCAAAAUGUGGUAUCCCUGUCGUUGGGAUCAUCGAAUGACAUGUGCCACGUGGCAGGCGCUAGGUCAACCAAUCAAGCGGCGGCCAGUCGUUCUCUCAAUGUGGGCGACAGCGGCCUACUAGUGCGGGUCUGCUCGCAGCACCCCGCCGCACAUGGCCUGCAUAAUUACAACGCCCCUUCCCCGCGCUCAACGGCCACGACAAACAAGAAGAAGACAGUGUCUGUGAAGGCAUUAUUCUCUCCCCCACCCCCUCCCCCUUCCUCACCCCCACCCCCACCCCCUCCUUCUCCUCCUCCGUCUUCAUCGCCAUCUUCAUCCAAUGGUGGCAACGGGAAUGCUUUGACUGUGAGCGACGUAAUGACCGGUACGAGGAUUGUGUCGGUGAAGGCGGCGACCUCGGUAGACGAUGCGCUGCAGUCCAUCGUGGACCACGGGAUCUCUGGCCUACCGGUCGUUGACGACGAGUACCGACUGGUCGGUGUCGUGUCCGACUACGACUUGCUAGCGCUGAACCCGGCAGCCAUGUCCGGGGCUCAUCGAGAGAGCACGAUACCGGACGACCGCUCCAUCUUCGCCUUGUCGUCAGGAAACGCCAGGUGGAAGAAGCUAUGGCAGAAAAUGGAUGGGAAGACGGUGGGCGACGUGAUGACGCCCAGCCCGCUGGCAGUCCGAUCUACGGCCAACCUCGAAGAUGCAGUCAGGCUGCUGUUAGAGUGCAAGUACAAGAGGCUUCCUGUAGUUGACGACAACGGAAAACUGGUGGGCAUCUUCAGCAGAGCGGACGUCGUCAAACUGGCCUUGCUCCUGCGGGCAGAUGCAGAAUCAGGACCCGAAGCAAAACCACCUCCUCCUCCUUCCUGACAACAACACAGCACAGCACAACCUGUCCUCCCUCCCUCCCUCUCUCCCUCCCUCCCCCCCGCCCGGAGGCCCUCCCUGAGGGUGGACUGGCAAAAUGAUUGCCGUCAACGA